UGCGCGGGGCCGCCUAGGUAGCUCCCGGAUCCGCAGGCAGCCUCCGGGGGCAGACCGCUGCGCACACGGCCCUAGGCAAGGACAAGGGCUCACCCGAGGCUCGGCGGCCGGCGCGGCUCUCGGAAUAUGGCAACCUGUGCAUGGCUUGUCCUGGGAGGAGCUGACUUCAGUCAUCGUGAUGCCUAAGAAUCAAGUGUGACGUUUCUCCAGGUACUUCAUGGUGUUCUCCUCCAUCCUCUCCACACCACUGCUCUACGUGGCUCCUGAAACAUGGGGGAAAACGAGGACGAGAAGCAGGCCCAGGCCGGGCAGGUUUUCGAGAACUUUGUCCAGGCUUCCACGUGCAAAGGCACCCUCCAGGCCUUCAACAUCCUCACACGGCACCUGGACCUAGACCCUCUGGACCACAGAAACUUUUAUUCCAAGCUCAAGUCCAAGGUGACCACCUGGAAGGCCAAGGCCCUGUGGUACAAACUGGACAAGCGUGGGUCCCACAAAGAGUAUAAGCGAGGGAAGUCUUGUAUGAACACCAAGUGUCUCAUCAUUGGGGGAGGACCAUGUGGUUUGCGCACUGCCAUUGAACUUGCCUACCUGGGGGCCAAAGUGGUCGUGGUGGAGAAGAGGGACACCUUCUCCCGGAACAACGUGCUGCACCUCUGGCCUUUCACCAUCCAUGACCUGCGAGGCCUGGGAGCCAAGAAGUUCUAUGGGAAGUUCUGUGCCGGCUCCAUCGACCAUAUCAGUAUUCGUCAGUUGCAGCUCAUCCUGUUCAAGGUGGCCUUGAUAUUGGGGGUUGAAAUCCAUGUGAAUGUGGAGUUCGUGAAGGUUCUAGAGCCUCCUGAAGAUCAAGAAAAUCAAAAAAUAGGCUGGCGGGCAGAAUUUCUCCCUGCAGACCACUCUCUGUCAGAGUUUGAGUUUGAUGUCAUCAUUGGAGCCGAUGGCCGCAGGAACACGCUGGAAGGGUUCAGAAGAAAAGAAUUCCGUGGGAAGCUGGCUAUUGCGAUCACCGCCAACUUCAUAAACAGAAACAGCACAGCUGAGGCCAAGGUGGAAGAGAUUAGCGGUGUGGCUUUCAUCUUCAAUCAGAAAUUUUUUCAGGAUCUUAAAGAAGAAACAGGGAUUGACCUUGAGAACAUUGUUUACUACAAGGACUGCACCCACUAUUUUGUCAUGACUGCCAAGAAGCAGAGCUUGCUUGACAAAGGUGUCAUCAUUAACGACUAUAUCGACACAGAGAUGCUGCUGUGUGCAGAGAACGUGAACCAGGACAACCUGCUUUCCUAUGCACGCGAAGCUGCAGAUUUCGCCACCAAUUACCAGCUGCCGUCUUUAGACUUUGCCAUGAACCAUUACGGACAACCCGACGUGGCCAUGUUCGAUUUCACCUCUAUGUACGCCUCCGAGAAUGCAGCCCUGGUGCGCGAGCGACAGUCACACCAGCUGCUCGUGGCCCUGGUGGGCGACAGCUUGCUUGAGCCGUUCUGGCCAAUGGGCACCGGCUGUGCCCGCGGCUUCCUGGCAGCCUUUGACACGGCGUGGAUGGUGAAGAGCUGGGACCAGGGCACUCCUCACCUGGAGCUGCUGGCUGAAAGAGAAAGUCUUUACCGGCUAUUACCUCAGACGACCCCAGAGAACAUCAACAAGAACUUUGAGCAGUACACGUUGGACCCGGGGACGCGGUACCCAAACCUCAACUCAAACUGCGUCAGGCCCCAUCAGGUGAAGCAUUUGUACAUCACUAAAGAGUUGCACCAGUGCCCUCUCGAGAGGCUGGGCUCAGUGAGGAGAUCCGUCGGCCUCUCCAGGCGGGAGUCAGACAUCCGGCCCAGCAAGCUCUUAACCUGGUGCCAGCAGCAGACCAAGGGCUACCAGCAUGUCAACGUCACAGACCUGACCACAUCCUGGCGGAGUGGCCUGGCCCUGUGUGCCAUCAUCCACCGCUUCCGGCCUGAGCUGAUCAACUUUGACUCUUUGAAUGAAGAUGACACUGUGGAGAACAACCAGCUGGCAUUUGACGUGGCCGAGCGUGAGUUUGGCAUCCCCCCAGUGACCACGGGCAAAGAGAUGGCCUCAGCCCCGCAGCCCGACAAGCUCAGCAUGGUCAUGUACCUCUCCAAGUUCUAUGAGCUCUUCCGGGGCACCCCGCUGAGGCCUGUGGAUUCUUGGCGCAAAAACUACGGAGAGAAUGCUGACCUCGGCAUGGCCAAGUCAUCCAUUUCUCAUAACUAUCUCAACCUCACGUUUCCAAGGAAGAGAACUCCACGAGUGGACAGCCGAACCGAAGAGAAUGACAUGAGCAAGCGGAGGCGGAAAGGCUUCAACAACCUGGACGAGCCUUCAGCCUUUCCUAGCCAGAGCUUGGGCUCCAAUCAAGAGGGCUGUAAAGAAGGUGGAAAUCAGAACAAAGUCAAGUCCAUGGCAAGUCAGCUGCUGGCCAAGUUCGAGGAGAACUCUCGGAACCCCUCACUCCUGAGGCAGGAGUCCAUACGGAAGGCGUUUCCCCUGAACCUGGGUGGCAGUGACACCUGUUAUUUCUGCAAGAAGCGCGUGUACGUGAUGGAGAGGCUGAGUGCGGAGGGCCACUUCUUUCACCGGGAGUGUUUCCGCUGCAGCGUCUGUGCCACUACCUUGCGCCUGGCCGCCUAUGCCUUCGACAGUGACGAAGGCAAGUUUUUCUGCAAGCCUCAUUUCAUUCACUGUAAAACCAACAGUCAGCAACGGAAGAGACGGGCAGAGUUGAAGCAACAAAGAGAAGAGGAGGGGAUGUGGAAAGAGCAAGAAGCCUCUAGGCGAGACCCUCCUGCGGAAAGUUCUUGCGCUGCCGCCGCCAUCGGCACACCGGAAGGCAGCCCCCCAGAUGAGCCAACCUCCCCCAAGAAGCCCAAGAGUGUCCCGGAGCUCGAACAUGGGGAUGUGGCUGGUGGAGCUGCCUCCCCCCCGCCCUCUGAGUGGACCUCAGUGAGGAUCAGCCCCGGGGAGGAAGUGGUUGGGCAGGACGUGCUGGCUGUGCGUGUCCUGGUCACCAGUGACAACAGCAGCUCGGACGAAGAGGCGGACCGUGGUGGCAGUGAGGCCUCCAGUGCAGAGCCCUGGGACGAAAGACCCCGGCGACUGGAGUCCCGACCCUCACCCCUCCUGAAGCCCCUCGCCCAGCACAGCUCCCUGAGGGAGGCCCUGCCCAGGGCAAUCUCUCCACAUGGCCCCGAGGAGCCUGAAGCUGUGCAUGUUCUGCAGAGGGCCAACAGCUUCCAGUUUCCAACUCCCAACAAAUACCAGAGCUGGAGAAGAAAAUUCCAGUCGAAUAUGACACCAGUGAACAACAAAAGGCCUAUGUCACCUCCAAAGGAAGCUUCUCCUCCCUCUUCUCCUUCGCCUUCUCUGCCAUCUUCUUCUUCAGCUGGUGUCCCGCACGCUCUGGAUAGUUCCUCCCCGCCUCAGGUGACAGUUUGCAACCCUCCUUCGCAGGUCUCGAGAGGUCAUUUCAGUCCUUCCACCCCAAUCUUUCUGAGGCAAGCCAGAACCCAAGGACCACCCAAGGAAAUCCCCCUGCAUAUCCCUCAUGGCCAGGUGCUGGAGCGGACAGAAUACUGUCUGGUGAGGCCUGGUGGAGACGGCCUCGAAAGCUCGAGCCCAUCCGGCCCUGCAGAGAUGCCUUCUGAUGGGAGUCAGGAAGCAGAGGCCCCUCCUGUGGGUACCAGAAGCAUCCACAGAGGCCCACACCCCGUUGGAGGGAAGGACAGGUGCUCACCAGACCAACAGCUGUCUCCCAGGGCUGGAGAGGACCCUGGAGAAGGGAGUACCAGACCCAGGAGGGGAGAGGAGGGUAGGUCAGAGCUGGCAGAGGAGAAGAAGUCGGGCUUAAAGAAGCUGGUUCUCACUCGGGAGCAGAAGACUAGGUUGCUAGAUUGGAAUGACUCCAAUCCUGAGAGCUCGCGCCUGGAAGCCAGGGUACGACUUUCCCAGAAAAGCACCGAGAAUGGCCGAGGAGGAGGUGUGCUGAAACCAGUCCGCCCCUUGCUGCUCCCUCGGGCAGUGAGAGAGACCUUACCAGCCCAGAGAGAGGCUCAGGAGAAGAUGGGGACCCCAGCUGAACGGACUCCCAGGGAGCAAAGCAUGGCCCCACCCAAGUCCCCGCUGCGGCUCAUAGCCAACGCCAUCCGGAGGUCCCUGGAGCCGCUCCUCCCCAAUUCCGACAGUGGGAGAAAGGCCUGGGCCAAGCCAGAGUCAAAGACUUUGCCCACCAGCCCACCCCACGCUUGCACUCGCUCAUUCAGCCUUCGGAAAAGCAGCUCCAGUCAAGACUGGGACCAGCCGUCCCCCAAGAGAGACAUAGCGAGCAGGGCCGCAGCCUUCUUCUCCCUGGGCCCCCCAGCCGCCAAGGCUGCCCAACCCUCAGCCACGAGCCCUCCUGACCCUGCCCUCCGCACCCACAGUUUGCCCAACCAGUCAUCCAAGACGUUUCCUGCACUCGUGUCCCCACCCUGCAGCAAGAUCGAAGAUGUCCCCACCCUCCUGGAGAAAGUGAGUUUGCAAGAGACCGUCCCAGAUGCUUCCAGGGAUCCCAAGAAAAAGACCUCACUCUUUUCCUCCCUCAGACUCAAAGACAAAUCUUUUGAGAGUUUCCUCCAAGAAUCCAGACCAAGAAAGGACCUGCAAGACCUCUUCAGCAGCCCCAAGGGGAGGGUGCCACCCAUGGGCAAUGCCCAGCCCCCAGAGAAGCUGGUGCAGCUGGUCAAGAGCACCUGUCUGGGGCAGGGGGUCCCUCCUCCUUCUCCAGAGAAAGAUGCAAGUCCCAAGCACGUCCCCAUCAGAGCGCAGGUGGCAGGGACUGCCUCUUCCACCUCUUCCACCACCACCUCCUCUGCAGAUGAAGAAUUCGAUCCUCAGCCUUUCUUGCGGUCAAAGGAGAGGAAGACACUAAGAAGAGGAAGGAAGCUAGAAAAAGCAACAAAACAAUUGGUUAAGCAAGAAGAAUUGAAAAGACUUCAUAAAGCUCAGGCCAUCCAGAGGCAGCUGGAAGAGGUGGAGGAGUGGCAGAGGGCUUCCGAGAUCCAGGGCGUGAGGCUAGAGAAGACCCUGAGAGGAGAAGCAGAUUCAGGCACACAGGAUGAAGCACAGCUUUUGCAGGAAUGGUUUAAGCUGGUUCUGGAGAAGAAUAAAUUAAUGCGAUAUGAGUCGGAGUUACUGAUCAUGGCCCGAGAACUAGAAUUAGAAGAUCAUCAAAGCAGACUGGAGCAGAAAUUAAGAGAAAAAAUGCUCAAAGAGGAGAGCCAGAAAGAUGAGAAUGAUCUGAAUGAGGAGCAAGAAAUACUCACCGAGAUGAUGCAAGUAAUUGAGCAAAGGGACAAACUGGUGGAUUCCUUAGAGGAACAACGCAUAAAAGAAAAGGCUGAAGACCAGCACUUUGAAAGCUUCGUAUUCUCCAGGGGCUGUCAGCUGAGCAGGACAUGAGGAAGCCCCACGGGGAGCAAGCCGAGGACCAGAUCAGGCCAAACACCCUUCACUCACUCCUUCUUCCUUUCACAGGAUAUGUCAG
Molecule: messenger RNA, 5536 nt
Organism: Eubalaena glacialis (North Atlantic right whale)
Lineage: Eukaryota; Metazoa; Chordata; Mammalia; Artiodactyla; Balaenidae
Gene: MICAL2
Product: microtubule associated monooxygenase, calponin and LIM domain containing 2
Exons: 31
Coding region: 271-5451 (1726 amino acids)
Molecular function (GO): FAD binding; protein binding
Source: RefSeq, a predicted model, not a curated record